Molecule: messenger RNA, 1079 nt
Organism: Heteronotia binoei (common prickly gecko)
Lineage: Eukaryota; Metazoa; Chordata; Lepidosauria; Squamata; Gekkonidae
Product: epidermal differentiation-specific protein-like
Exons: 1
Coding region: 63-1061 (332 amino acids)
Biological process (GO): lens development in camera-type eye; visual perception
Molecular function (GO): structural constituent of eye lens
Source: RefSeq, a predicted model, not a curated record
AGUGAAUUUCUACAAAGAAAAAGCUGCUUUCCCCUUUGCAGCUCCUCACCAAACAGUGCAAGAUGAAUAAAAUUAUUGUUUAUGAACAUGUAGACUUUAAAGGACUCCACAGAGAAUUUACUUUGGAUGUUCCUGACCUACACAGCAUGGACUUUGGAGACUGCAUAUCCUCCCUCAAGGUGAUUGGGCAACCAUGGCUGGCCUUCAAUGACUCAGACUACAAAGGCCUGGCCCAUGCAUAUGAAGAAGGAGAAUAUAACCACAUUGGCCAAAAUGACAGUAUUUCUUCUCUCCAGCUAGUGAGUGAAGACCUAGAACAUCCUCAGAUUACACUUUUCGACAAACCAAACUUUGAAGGAGCAAGCAAAAUAAUAACAGAGGAAACCAACCUGCUUUAUGGAUAUUUCAAUGAUAAGGCAUCUUCUCACAUUGUCCAGAAAGGUGUCUGGCUAUUGUAUGAACAUGCAAAUAGAAAGGGCUGGCAAUAUAUAGCUCGGGAAGGAGAUAAACUUUCCAAUUAUGAAUCUGUGUUUCAUUUUAAUAAGAAGUGUUCCCAUGUGUAUCCGCUUCAAGGUGGUCGGGCCACAAUCACUUCCAACAUCUUAUGGGAUAGCCAGAAAAUAGAAAGUGAGAGGGAAGUAGUGAUUGAUGAGAUAAAAGGUGUUAACAACACAGAUUUUGAGCAGACAUUUACCACCACUACCAGCAAAAUAUAUGAAUCAGCCACUAGUCACAGUUUCAAGUUAAAACUUUCAGGUCUUAAAGUAAAUGAGAGCUUCUACUUAAGCAUUGGUCCAAGUACUAAUCUCAAGGUGGAAAAAGGAAACAUAGAUUCUAUGGUUACUGUAGACAAAGUCGAGGUGAUCAUGCCAGCCAAUAUCCCACCACAUUCAGAACUCAACAUCCGUGUGAUCAGGAAAGUGGUCACUGCAUCUGUUCCUGUGGAACUAACCAUUACCAAGAAUGGGAAAUCAAAGACAGAAUGUGGAGAAUAUCGUAGUGUAUCAGGAAGCAACAUCAGUGCCAGAUAUAUUAUGAAGCCAGUUCAGAAAAAAGUGUAGUCUUUCAUCACACACACA